Messenger RNA from Xyrichtys novacula (pearly razorfish), 655 nucleotides. The record is from the annotation of a GenBank genome assembly. Lineage: Eukaryota; Metazoa; Chordata; Actinopteri; Labriformes; Labridae.
AUGGCACCUCUGCUGCCCCCUGUUGGUUCAAAAGUCUACAGACGCUUCACGCCAGCCUCGUUGGAGAAAAUCCAACAACGACAUGAGGAGGAGGAGGAGGAAAAGCAGAGAAGGAAGGAGAAAAACAUAGAGGUAAUCACUGGGAGUGAUAUUUCAGGAACUUUUACAUGACAUCUCUCUGAUUGGCUGUGUGUGUGAUUGACAGAUACCAGAGGAAAAUCUUCCAAAACCUGCCAGUGACCUCGAGGCUGGGAAGGCCGUCCCAUUCAUCUAUGGCGAGCCACCCUCCGAACUUCUUAACACCCCAUUGGAGGAGCUUGAUCCUUUUUACCAAUCACAGAUGGUCUCUCUGUUUAAACAUUAGCAGUUUUUUCAAUAAUAUAAUACAACAGAAUAUUUGUCUUUUUCUCUCACAUUUUAGUCACCAUAGGAGGAGCUUUUUAGAUGAUUAAUAAGAAAAAAGUGAGAGGAGGAAGCUUUUUUUCACUAGACCUGUCUGACUUCCUGUUCCCUGUCUCUGCAGACCUUCAUCGUGCUUGGUAAAGGAAACGUUAUCUACAGGUUCAAUGCCGAGCCGGCCUGUUACCUGCUAAGUCCAUUCAACCCUCUGAGGCAGAUAGCCAUAAGGAUCCUCAUUCACUCAUAUCCUUUUUGA